Messenger RNA from Carassius auratus (goldfish), 4135 nucleotides. Its product is annotated as protein jagged-2-like. The record is from RefSeq and is a predicted model, not a curated record. Gene Ontology annotation, cellular component: cell surface; signaling receptor complex; plasma membrane. Gene Ontology annotation, biological process: axon guidance; Notch signaling pathway. NCBI's taxonomy places the organism in Eukaryota, Metazoa, Chordata, Actinopteri, Cypriniformes, Cyprinidae. Gene Ontology annotation, molecular function: Notch binding; calcium ion binding.
UGUGUAUCUGGUCCGUGUCUAAAUGGCGGGACUUGUAUUGGGGGGGGCAACUUCUACACCUGUAUCUGUAAGGAUGGAUGGGAGGGGCCUACCUGUGCGCAAGAUGUUGAUGACUGCAACCCUCAUCCAUGUUAUAAUGGGGGACAGUGUGUGGAUGGGGUCAACUGGUUUCGCUGUGAGUGUGCACAUGGGUUUGCAGGACCUGACUGUCGAAUCAACAUAGAUGAGUGCCAGUCCUCUCCCUGUUCAUAUGGAGCCACAUGUGUGGAUGAGAUUAAUGGAUAUCGCUGUCUUUGCCCCAUGGGACGAGCUGGACCGCGGUGCCAGGAGUUUAUUGGUGUAGGAAAGGCAUGCGAUCGCUCCGGGGUGCAGGCUACUCACGGUGAUCGCUGGGAGGAUGGGUGCAACAGCUGUCAGUGCAUGAACGGAAACAUCAGGUGCACUAAAGUGCAUUGUGGUCAUCAGCCCUGCUUGUUGCAGUCAGACUCUGGUGAGUCACGGCACCCCCUGUGUCCACUAGGACAGGAGUGUGUAGAGCAUCAUUUCCUGUCUUGCCUUCGUCCACCAUGCAGUCAUCUGGGUAUAUGCGCCCCUCGUGAAGGUCUACAGCCCAUCGACACUCGGUGCUUACCCAACAACGGCUACCUAGAUGAUAACUGUGCUCAUGUUACACUUGUUUUUGACUCUGACAGCGUCCCGGAGGGCACUACUGCUGAAGGAGUCUGCUCAGAGCUAACUUAUCUGCCAAUCACACGAACUCUGGCCAAAGACCACACCCUUUCCAUUCUUUGCGACCAAUCACCUUCCAGCCAAAAUGCAGUGAAGGUUGCUAUGUCAUAUGAGCAAAACACGUUUGUUGAUGGACGAGCUCAGAUACAGGAUGUUGUCCGCUCCAUCAUUGAUGUUCUGUCCAAACCUCACAACAGCACGUUGCUGUUGGCUUUGAAAGAGGUCAGAGUUGACACUCAGGAUCCAGGUCCCCAAGUCGGUUACCUCAUUCCGUUGCUGUGUGUGCUGUUUGUGGUAUUAUGGAUCUCAUGUUUCAUCAUCUGCGUGUGGUGGUUCAGGAGACGCAGGAAAGCGAGACAAAGAGAGGACACGCAGAUGGAGGAGAGCAUUAACAACCAGCGCGGGACACUGUUGAGUACUCGCACACCUCGCAAAGAUAACACAGACCCGCUGCAGGAGAACAAGAACCUGCUCUACCCUCUGGAUCGGGUUGGAGACGGAGCCGAGCGAGAGGAAGAGGAGGAAGAAGGAGACGAAGAGAGCGACAGAGGGCUUGUUCUGCAUAAGUGCUCAUCUCUUGCGUUCACUAAAGGGGAUGCAGUGUACACUAUUCCCACUACAGCCCAAAGUCAGCCAAACAGGACACACUACAGCAGCAAAGACAACCGCUGCAAGAACAAUGUGAACGAGAGAUUAGGCGAGCACAUGAAAGAUCAUUACGUAUGAAAGAACCAGACAAACUGGACAAAAAUAUAAGUGUUUUUUGCUGAUCUGAAAACUUUUGGUCUUGUGUGAUUGGUGUUUUGGUGUCAUCCUUUUUUUCAUCAUUGGAUAGUCAAAUGAAACAGGGAUCUGACAUUCACAGAAUGGUUCCCAAAAUCCUUUUCUUUUGUUUACACUUCACUCUUUUUCAUUAAAAAGAAGGACAUUUUACACAAAGCUUAACUUUGAGAAUAUGUCUGUGAACUGUGCCGCGACCUUUGACCCCAAGGAGGAAUCAGCGAUAGGCAGCUUUAAAGUGUUUUUGAUUAUGUCCAGACCUGCCCAAAGUCAAGUGUUAGAAGCCGUUAAAUCUUCCAGUGAUAUAUAUGCACAACUGUCUCAUUGAACCUUCACGAUAGCGCUUACCUUUUAUUUACAUUUUGCCUAAUAAUACACAUAUGUUGGUUCUUGUAUUGACACACUUAAAAGAGUAGUUCGCCCAAAGGAAGAUUCAGUCAUCAUUUACUCACCCUCAUGUCAUUCCAAACCUAUAUGACUUUUUUCUUCUGUAUAACAAAAGUUACAUAAGAGCGUUGGAAGAACUGGAGCUGGAAAGUGAUGCAAAAGCACCAUAAAAUAAAAUAUAAAUGGAUAUGUUAUAUUCCAAGUCAUCUGGAGCCAUGUGAUAGCUUUGUGGGAUGAACAAACCAAAAUAUACAUCAUUAUACACUAAUAGCUCUCCUCUUGUUGGGCUGUUUACCUGUUUUUCAGUGAAACCCAGAUCAUUCAGAGAUGAACUGGAUCAAAUGAUUCAUUGAAAAGCUCCAACUCAAAAGAAUCAUUUGUUCAAUCUCUAACACUCUCAACAAGGAGAGUAAGGGUGUAUAACAAGACAUUAAGUCAAUAAUGUCUGAAGUUUUUCCUUCACACAAAUCUGUUUUAUGACAUCAGAAGACUUUUUAAAGAGCUUGACCGCUUCCGUCCUCAUUCAUUUUUGUUACACAGAAAAGAGAACAAAACAACAUUUGGAAUGACGUGACGAGUAAAACAGUUUCAUUUUUCGGUGAACUAACAUAACUGUUAAGUAUACAAUGUUUACUUUUAUGUUUUAUAUUGUUUGGGUAUUGGUACACAUAGUUCAGACAGUAAGAGUAUUUAGACUGAUAAACUCUCACUCAGCUCUUGAUGGUUAGAAAUUAUUGGUCAGUUUUUUUUUUUUUUUUUAAGUGACAGCCAUAUAAACAGAACAGUCUUGAUGGAAAGAAUCAAGGGCCACUUCAGUCAGUGCACUAUUGUGUUGUCGCAAAACACUUGGUUUUUGGUCACACAGUAGGUGACAAUGAUUUUAAUUGUUUAAUCACUGAGAGAUAGUUCAUUAUAUUGAAAAAUAUUCAUAUGUACAUAUGUAAAUAGUGGAAAAAAGACAGCUGUGUAUAUUCGAGUUUAGUAAGUUAUGUGACACCUUUUUAUCAUUUUCAUUCUUAGAAUUAUUACUUUUUCUAAUUCUCUCCUUUAGUCGCUCUCCUUUUCAACAGUGUCAUUCCUUUUAUUUAUGUUGGUAAGAAAAUGUUUUAUAUAUAAAUAUGUAAAAUGUCCACAGGUUGGUAGUCUAUCUGUGGAGACUAUAAAAAUUACUUUAAACAAUAGAUGAUCUAUCUUCAUGUAGAUUAUCUGUCUUUUAAUGACUUUCCUAGUCAAUGUCAAUUAACGAUUGGAUACAUUGACCAUGCUGAAAGAAUGUUUUGCCAUUGAUCAAAACGCUGACUUCUUCUGAAGACCUACAGUACUUCAUUGGAGAAAGACUCAAAGACUUCAAAGAAAUAUGCUGCAUGUUUGAGUGGCACUUUGUUUCCUUGGAAAAAUCCAACACCUGCAUUUUCAUGCCACUGUCAGCCAUGAUAUAAUUAUGUGUUUAUAUUAGUCUCCCAGACUGUCUGCAUUUUAAGUUUGAUGUUGGAAGGCUUUGGAAGAUGUUUUUUUUUUAUAUUAUUAUUCUUAAUGUUUUCAGAACAUCAUUGCUUUGUAUUAUUAUGCUACAAUUCAAAAUGAACCAUAAAUGGACCAGUGUAUUGACCCAUGUCAAAGACAGGAAACACUUGCAUUCAAAGUGUAUCUUCAGUCUGAGUAUUGUGUUGAAUAUAUUUAUAAAAUGGUACUAUAUUACUAUAAUACCAUUUUUCAAAAGAACACUAUGAGUAAAGAUUUAUGUUAUCAGAAAUCCUCCUUUGUCUGGGGUGGCUGGGGUAUUUCCCCCUCCUUUAUUCAUGAGCUGUUCUGCCAUAUUUGAUUGGGGUCAAAUCAAAUGCAAUUAAGAUUUUUGGAAAGUCAGAAAAAUUAAAUCCGUGCAUGUUGCUGUGGCUGAAUGAAGGGAAUUUGGGAUGUUUUUCAUUGUUGUGUUUCAUUUGGUGUCUUUAGUGCACAGAAAAAACAUAAUGCAGUUGAAUAUAUAAAUGACUGGAUUAUGCAAAAUGUGACAGUAAUUCAGAUGAGUUUACAUUCUGAAUCAUGUCACUCCUCAAUGAAAGUUUCUUUAUUGUUAUAUUAAGGAAUUGAAACACACUUCCCUAACAUGAAAAAACAAGUCCAUCACAUUUCUGGCUGUUAUUAGUUCUACAUGCACUGAUGCUCAUACUGAAUCUGGCAUUUCAUUUGUUAAAUCUGUUGGAUUUUCCCAAGUAUUUAUUAAAGACUUUUGUACCUGUGA